AUGCCGCUUCCAGGAGACCUUGACGACAACGACGACGACUACGUGGCUAAACUCCUCGUCGAGGAUGCCAGGAAAAGUUCGAUGCGCUAUGCGUCCCAGGGCCUGUCCGCCCUGCUGCCCAAAAGACCGACGGGGUCGGCGCCGAAACCGAACACGCGCUUCCUGAAAACCCUGGUCCGCGAAGCCGAUAGCCACAAUGCGAAGUUGAAGGAGAAGGAGGAAUUCGAGGCGAGAAAUCGUCUGCGGAAGAUCAGAGACGCUGAGCGAGUCAACAGAAACAGUAGGCGGGAGGAGGACAGUGAAGAAGGUCACGAGCGGGAGCGGAAGAGACGACGAUUGAGUGAUGACACUGACGACGCAAAGGGAUCCCGGAGAGACAAACGGGACACAGUCCGAAUAUCUAGACGUAGCCGGAGCCCUGAGCGGCGGACGGAGCAAGACGACGAGUAUAGGCGGCGGCGACGGCGGCGACGGCGACACCGGGACGAGGGUGACGAAUCUGACGAAGAACGGGACCGUAAACGAUCUCGUCACAACACCUCCUCGCGCCGGAGUAGAUCUCGUUCACGAAGCAGGGACCAAAGCGAGCAGAACGAAGAGGGUCGUAGAAGAGACAGGCAAUCGUCGCACAGACACGACCGAAAGUCCCACUGGCAUUCUUCACCCAGCGACACGAAUCCAGGACUGCAGAAACAUGCCAGGACUCGCCAUCGCGCUCGCACUCGCACGCCCUCGAUAUCCUCCACCUCCUCCGACCCUCUCGCCUCGCUGAUCGGCCCCCGCCCAACAUCCGCCGAUGAGCAGGCCCCGCAGCGCCGUGGCCGCGGUUUCCAACACCAACACCUACACCUGUCGCACCAGUCGCGCUCCAACAUCGACGCCCACUUCUCCCCGACCUACGACCCCUCCACGCCGCACGGCCAUGGCGGCCUGGACUCGGACCAGGAGGGCGGAGAACGAGAAGGAGGAGGCGCCCUCGAUGACGAAUGGACGUCCGCCCUCUCGGCGCUGCGCGACCGGCGGGCCUGGCGCGCCAAGCAGGCCGAGCGCAUGAAAGACGCGGGCUUCACCGACGAGGAGAUCAAGCGGUGGGAGAAAUCCUCAUCCUCCCCGGCCUCCUCGACCCUCCUGGCCGGAGGACCUCCCAACCACGACGGCGACGUUCGCGACGUCAAGUGGCGCAAGAAGGGCGAACAGCGGGAGUGGGACAUUGGCAAGGUGGAGGAGACAGAUGAUCCCUGCCCCAGCGUCGUCGUCAUCUCCGUGGUGGACGACGUGCCCGGUACUAGCGGCAAGGCAGGCAGCACCCUGGUAACAAGAGAGGGCAAGCCGACGAGAAAUGAAGGGAAGCCUGGGAAAGGUGGUGGUGGUGGUGUUGAUUCCGCGUGGCGUCGGCCUGAGAGCGCCCUUUUGAAGCAGUUCAAGAGUGCUCUUCGCUGA
Messenger RNA from Fonsecaea erecta, 1440 nucleotides. RefSeq lists its product as hypothetical. The transcript has a single exon. The record is from RefSeq and is a predicted model, not a curated record. NCBI's taxonomy places the organism in Eukaryota, Fungi, Ascomycota, Eurotiomycetes, Chaetothyriales, Herpotrichiellaceae. The coding region runs from base 1 to 1440 and encodes 479 amino acids.